Helianthus annuus (common sunflower) is the source of this 1929-nucleotide messenger RNA. RefSeq names its product phytosulfokine receptor 1. The record is from RefSeq and is a predicted model, not a curated record. Gene Ontology annotation, molecular function: protein binding. Lineage: Eukaryota; Viridiplantae; Streptophyta; Magnoliopsida; Asterales; Asteraceae. The transcript has a single exon. Bases 1 to 1929 code for a protein of 642 amino acids.
AUGGAAUCACCAAUUCCCGGAUGGACUUCAAACUCUUCCAACUGCUGCAACUGGGAUGGCGUUACAUGCGAUUUAUCCGGUAACGUUAUUAAACUAGAACUAUCAAAGAAAAAACUAGUUGGUACUUUAGUUAACUCGUUCACUAAUCUAACCAACCUUAGAACCUUAAAUCUAUCUCGUAACUUACUCAAAGGCACCCCACCUGUUUCAUUAUUCCACUUGCAAUGCUUACAAGUUCUUGAUUUAAGUGCUAAUGAGUUUUCUGGAUCUUUACCCGAUAGUGUGAAUCUACCUAUGAUCCAGUUGUUGGAUAUAUCUGAUAAUAAUUUUGAAGGCCCAAUAGCGGUUGGUUUUUGUAUUAAUUCUACUGGGAUUAAGGUGCUUAGAUUGGGUGUUAAUUAUUUUGAUGGAGAGGUCCCUUUAGAAUUUGAGAAUUGUAGUGUGUUAGAAGAGCUUUCUCUAGAUGGGAAUUUUGUAUCUGGGAUGUUACCUGAAUAUUUGUUUAGAUUGCCUAGAUUGUUACGGUUAACGGUUCAGGAUAACGCGAUAAGCGGGCAGCUGAGGAAUAGUGAGGUUUCGAGUCUUGUUUAUUUGGACGUGUCGUUGAAUUAUAUUUCGGGGAGGCUGCCUGAUUUCUUUCACUUGUUUCCGAAUUUGAGUUACUUUGCGGCGCAUUCGAAUAAUCUUGAUGGGAGGAUGCCUUUUUCGCUUGUGAAUUCUCGCAGCAUUUCGUCGGUGGUAUUGAGAAACAAUUCGUUUUCUGGUUUGAUUGAUUUGAAUUGCUCGGCGAUGUUGAACCUUAAGUUGCUUGAUUUGGUUGAUAAUAAGUUUACAGGAUCGAUUCCGAAUAAUCUUCCUGCCUGUCCUUUGUUAAAGACCAUAGAUCUUGGUGGAAAUAAUCUAACAGGUCAAAUACCGGAAACAUUUAAAAGCUUUAAUUCAUUAUGUUAUCUUUCGUUAUCGAUGUGCAACUUGAAUAACUUAUCUGGAUCGCUUCAAAUUCUACAUACGUGCCCAAAUCUUACGACUUUGGUCCUUAGCCGAAGCUUUGACAACGAAGAAAUGCCGUCUGAUGCUAAUCUACAGUUCAAAAAGCUCAAAACUCUAGUGAUUCCUAGUUGCAAGCUCACGGGUAGGAUACCCGUUUGGUUAAACGGGUUAACCAAACUCAGGAUACUGGACUUGUCAUGGAACGAGUUGACCGGAAGUAUCCCACCCUUUUUAGGAAGUUUGCAGUCUCUGGUUUACUUAGAUCUAUCAAACAAUUAUCUAAGUGGAGAGAUUCCGAAAAGCCUAACAGGAUUACCCGAUCUGCAGUUUCAUGACAACUCGUUAGAACUUUCUGUAGAGUUUCCUAUUUCCAUGAGGCGGGGUACGAAUGGGAAAGCGUUUAAAUAUAGUUACGGCAUUCGAUUCCCACCAACGUUAGACCUCAGUAACAACUUCCUAACGGGUCCAGUAUGGCCCGAGUUUGGAAACCUGAUCAACUUGCAUUGUUUAAAUCUUAGAUACAACGAGUUAUCGGGUAAUAUUCCAAGCAGUUUGGGAAAUUUGACCAGCAUAGAGACUUUGGAUUUGUCUCAUAACGAUUUAACGGGUGAAAUACCACUUUCUUUGGUGAGCCUUGGGAUGUUACGAAAGUUUAGUAUUGCAUAUAACAACUUAACCGGGAUUAUUCCUUCUGGAGGACAGUUUUCGACGUUUUCAGUUUCUAGUUUCGAAGGGAACCCAGGUUUAUGUGGGGAAUUUGUUUUAAGCUGUGUGAAAAAACAAAAAUCAUUCCAGAUUCGGGAAUAUGAAGUUAUCGAAGAGUCGCUUAUUAGUUUGCCUGUUUGGACAGGGUUUGGAACUGGUUUCCUUUUUGCUGUCAUCUUGUUGCUUGUUCUUCCGAGAAUUAGGGAUAAACAGGACACGGAUAAAUUUGAGUAA